Rotaria sp. Silwood1 is the source of this 351-nucleotide messenger RNA. The record is from the annotation of a GenBank genome assembly. Lineage: Eukaryota; Metazoa; Rotifera; Eurotatoria; Philodinida; Philodinidae.
AUGGUUUGCGUACCGUGCAUUUUUGUUGGUUUAGCUAUUGUUAUUUGGUGUAAAUUUCUUGAACCUUAUAUAAAACCAAUUUAUGAUAGACUUUGUCAAUAUUAUCCACCAUUAAAAAUAGUUGGUGAUCAAAUAGGAGUUUGGGCUGAGAAAAUCGAAAAAUUUGGAGAAAAAAUUGGUAUUCGUAUGCCUCAAUCAUGUCCAAUGCCAAAGAAAAACAAUAAUACUUCAAAAUCUCCAAGUGACAAUAGUAAUAAAUUAUAUCCUGAUUUAAAAUCAACAACGACUGAUGAUACGGACAUUCAUCAUCGAUCAGUACCAUCGGCUCCUUCAGAAUUGCAUAAUGAAUAA